Molecule: messenger RNA, 1486 nt
Organism: Microplitis demolitor
Lineage: Eukaryota; Metazoa; Arthropoda; Insecta; Hymenoptera; Braconidae
Product: guanine nucleotide-binding protein subunit beta-like protein 1
Exons: 4
Coding region: 417-1376 (319 amino acids)
Molecular function (GO): protein binding
Source: RefSeq, a predicted model, not a curated record
UUGUAGUUUGCAGUUUGCGUAGUUGGUGGAGCGAAUGAAUAGAAGACGGGAGGUUGAUUCGGCGCGUCUAAACAAUUAAAUAUUUAGACAAUAUGUAAUAAAUUGUAAUUAAUUACCGUUUCAAUUUUUAAACGGUGUCAAGACAUUUGUCUUCGAUUUCGUAUUAUCAGAGGUACGUCAAGUAAUUUAAAUAUCAACGCAUUUUCACUAAAAAUCUAGUCUGAUUGUUUUUGAUGCGUCGUUGUCGUGUGCCUCCCGUCUUCUAAUAAAACUUAUCAGUAAAAUAAUAAAUAUUAAAUAAAACAACAAGUGUCUUACAAUUACAAUCACAAUAAUCUACAGUGUCAUCAUUGUUGCUGUCACCGUAAAAAAUUGGCUGUUAAAAAAUAUAACGAACAGUAAAUACGACAUUAAAAAUGGCAAUACUACCACCUGAUCCAGUUUAUGUUCUACGUGGUGACAUGGGACCUGUCCACAGUCUCGAUUUCAGAAUUUCUCCUUACGUUGAGCACCUCUACGCUGGUGCGGAAACUGGAAAUAUUCAUAUUUGGGACCUUAAAAGACACCGAGAAAUUUGUAAAUUAGAUGCUAUUAAAAAACAGUGCCUAGCUCUACAUACACUUGAUGAUGAAUAUUUAAUUGUACAAAGAAAAGACGGUUGUCUUGAUAUUUGGAACGCUGAUGGGUCUAAUUGGAUUCUUGAUAAAACUAUUGAUACCAAUUACUGUGGAUUUUGCAGACACCAGACUUUGACUGAUGACAUUCUUCUUCUUCCACUACCUAAUUCACAGAUUGGUGCGCUGUCACUAACAACUCAGGAAUUCGUUUAUAAAUUAGAUCCAAUCAUAUCUAAAGUACCUAAACCACUUGGCGAAGUUAUGGCGAUAAAAAAUUGCUCACUUGAAAACAAUAUAAUUCUUGUUGCGUACGAAAGCGGUGACAUAGCAGCGUGGAAUUUAAAAGAACGUGGUGUCGUCAGUUGGUUGAGUACCGACUCAUGUCCUAUGGCUAUUAAUUUUGAUAACUAUUGGAUGCGGGGAAUAAUCGGGAACCCAACAGACAAAUUAGAGGUGUUUGAUCUGAACAAAAGCAACCAACUGAUUCACAAGACAUCGAUAACACUAAAAAAUAGUGGGACAUCCGUGCUCGCAUCAAGAGUCGACUCGAAAGUUUUUGCUGCUGGCGGUUGGGACGGACGAGUCCGGAUAUUUUCCUGGAAAACGCUGCGACCCCUUGCUGUCCUCAGUCAACAUAGAUCUAAUAUUUUUGAUAUUAUUUACUCGAAGGAAAAAGUCCAAGCGUUUAAUAAUAAAAAUCUAAUGGCCGCAGCCGGCAAAGACGGCACUGUCUCGCUCUGGGAUCUCUAUAAUCAGUAAAAAGAUUUAAUAUCUACCAGUCACAAUUUACAUUUUGUUAAAAAAUUUAUUUUAACUCAUACUAAUCACGCCGAUUAGUUUGUAUUUCUAAAGAAAAAAAAAAAAAGAAA